Messenger RNA from Oncorhynchus nerka (sockeye salmon), 3113 nucleotides. RefSeq lists its product as uncharacterized. The transcript has 4 exons. Gene Ontology annotation, molecular function: GTP binding. The record is from RefSeq and is a predicted model, not a curated record. Bases 137 to 1759 code for a protein of 540 amino acids. Lineage: Eukaryota; Metazoa; Chordata; Actinopteri; Salmoniformes; Salmonidae.
CUGCAGAACUGAGUCAAAGCAUUUCCUGGCACAGAGAUAUCCAAGGGUUUUUGACAUUCAGGAAUGAGACUGAUGAGAGCUUAAUCACCGGUCAACUGUAUCUUCCCUGAGUGGAUCACACAACCAAGAGACCAUCAUGGCAAGCAAAGACACAUCGUCAAACAUUCAAGACACGAUUGCAAGUAACCUUAUCGACGAAGGACCUCCUGCAAGGUAUCAGCUGGAAACAAAGAAACAGAAGCUAGAUGAAGAAGGCCUGCUCAGAAGAUGGACCUUUGGAGAGAGAGAUUCCACCAAGGUUAACAGAACCGUUCUGAUAGUGGGAGAGACAGGAACAGGGAAGUCAUCUCUCAUCAAUACCAUGGUCAAUUAUUUCCUGGGUGUAAAACAGGAGGACAAAGUCUGGUUUGAGAUUGUGGAGGAGGAAAUAGAGGAUGAUAAAAAGUCUGAAAGUAAAAAAAAAACUGAAAGUGAAACUACAGGGAUUACUGUUUAUGAGGUAUUUUGGUUUGAGGGAUCUAAAUUGCCCUACUCUCUCACCAUCAUCGACACUCCUGGGUAUGGAGACACCAGAGGGAUUCAAGAAGACCAACUAAUCGCUAAAAAACUAUUUGAGUUGUUUAGAUCUGAAUAUGGAGUCCAUCAAAUUGAUGCUGUUGGUUUAGUGGUGAAAUCAAGUGCAAAUCGACUCACUGUUGAACAGAAGUACAUAUUUGAUGCAAUUUUGUCCUUAUUUGGCAAAGACAUGGAGAAGAACAUCGUGGCCCUCAUCACACACUCAGAUGGUUUUGAACCUACUGAUGCUCUACAGGCCUUAGAAGAUGCUCAAGUCCCCUGUGCAAAAGAUGACAGCAAUCAAUCUAUUUAUUUCCUAUUCAACAACUCUCAAAGAAAGAGUGUCACCUCUGCAAAAGCAACCCAGGCCAAGAAAGAAGAACGUAUCUUGAAGAAUUUAUGGGACGUAUCAGAGGAGAGCAUGAAUGAAUUCACAGAGUUCCUGGGUAGAAUAACACCUCAAAACGUGAAGAUGUCUGAAGGAAUUCUGAGAGAGCAGAAACACCUGGAGGAGUGUGUCAGCAACAUACGCAAGCAGGUCCACCUGAUUGAUCUGAAACAGAAUGAAAUCAAGCAGACUCAAGAAGCACUCGAUAAACACAAGAAAGACAUGGAGGAAAACAAGGACUUUUCAUACAAUGUUGACGAGAAAUACAAAGGAAAGGCAGAUACAAAUGGAGAUGAGGCUACCACUUGCACAGUCUGUGAGGAGAACUGUCACUAUCCAGGCUGUUGGUGGGUCAAAGAUCUCUCAUGGUGUACUGUGAUGAAGAACUUUCACUGCACAAGGUGUACUGGGAAAUGUCACUACACCGAUCACGUCAAAGAAAAGAAAAUGUAUGUUUUUAUGACCAGGCAGGUUAUAAGGACGAAUGAGAAAUUAAAAAAGACAUAUGAAAUCAUUGAGAAAGCGGCUGGGGAGAAAGAGACUCUGAUCAGCAGACUUCAGUCAGAGUUGAAGCAGUUCACAUCUGAGAAAGCCAGACUGGUGGAAGAAUCAUACCAGUGUGUCAUCAACCUUGAAGAGAAAGCCUUAAAGACCAGCUCACUGUCCACUGCUCAGCAUCUGGACUUCCUGAUUGAGAAGGUGAAGGAGACAGGAAACACAGAGAAGAUUCACAAACUGGAGAAGAUGAAGAAGAGAGCUGAGGAGGAAUACAAGGGAGCUUUAGAUUACUUUAAAGCUGGUAUGAAGAAACAGUGAAAUCAUCUCUUACUGAGAUAGUAAAGCAAAAAAAUAACAUGUGAAAAACAUGUGAAAAAUAAACAUGACCGUAGGAUAGAAAAGAGAUGCUGGGUGGAAAUGAAAGUUGUUCUUCUUAAUUAUUUUUCUCUUCAAGAAAUAAUGUACAUUUAAUGUCAACUACAUAAUGUUUUGUAUGAGAAUAACCAAUGCUAUUUUUUGUUUCUUAAUCAUAACCUCAGAUGAUGGAUACCUGCCUACAUUAAUAACACUUUCUUCAAUAGCUUGCAUAUAUGGCAUUCUUUGUAAAUAAAACACCCACAAAUGGGGAGAUUAAUGAAGAAGUUCAGAGAGAACACAAACAACUGGAGGCAUUUGGCAGCAUCUUACGUGAGUGAAUCCACAUGACUGAUCUGAAGCAGGAUGAGAUCAAACAGACUCUAAACAUCCAUGGAGGAACACAAGAAAGACAUGGAGUAAAAUAAGGACUUAACAUAUACUGUUGAAGAACAUUACAAAGAGAAUGUCCCCAUAGAAUCACCAUGGUGGCAUUUAACUAAAUGUGUAGUAUUCUGCAGUGUCUGUGAGGAGAACUGCCACUUUCCAGGCUACUGGUGAGUUAUCGUGUAGUGUGAUGAAUAACAAACAAUGCACUUUGUAUAAAACUAAAUGUCACUACACCAAGCAUGUCAAAUAAUACAAAAUGUAUGUUACCAAGAACAGAUCGGUUCUCAGGACAUGUGAGGAAUUUAAGAAUAGGUUUGAAAUCAAUAAGAAUGCGGCUGUGGAGAAGGGGGGUCUGAUCAGUAGACUUCAGACAGAGUUGGAGCAGCUCACACCUGAGAAAGACAGACUGGUGGAGGAAUGCUAUCAGUGCUUCAUCAAAAUGGAAGAGAUCAUAUUUUAAGGCCGUCUCACUGUCCACUGCUCUGCAUCUGGACUUCCUGAUUGUGAAGAUGAAGGAGACAGGAAACAGAGAGAUGGUUCAAAAACUUGAGGAGAUGAAGAAGAGAGCUGAGGAACACAAGGGAGUUAGGGAUUAUGUUAAAGCUGGUGUGAGUAAAGGGUGGAAUCAUCUCCAGGGAAAGUACUAUUGAAACAUAUAGUAAAGCAAAAACAAUGAUGUGGAUGUAUGUUACAUGUAUGUAACCUAUAUACAUGUAUAUAUAUACUUUUUUGUCACUGGAAUUGCAUUUUAUCCGAUAGUAUCAUUGAUUAUCUUCAUCAAAAUGUAUGGGAACCUAACAAUCAAAAAUCUUUCAGAAUAUAUUUGUUGUGAAGUGUUUAUCACAUACUGUUGAUGGGGAACCCUGAAACAUUUGUGCAUGUUGUCUAGAUGUUUCCACUAAGAAAUAUAUUAAAUAAAUCAUCACAA